Molecule: messenger RNA, 597 nt
Organism: Aspergillus calidoustus
Lineage: Eukaryota; Fungi; Ascomycota; Eurotiomycetes; Eurotiales; Aspergillaceae
Source: the annotation of a GenBank genome assembly
AUGAGCAUCGAAUCCAAGAAGCGAGGUAUUUUGAUAAUCCUCAACGAAGCCCAAAUGGGGGUGAGAUGUACCAGCCAAAUGUUCGCCUUCCCACACGAGGAAGGGUUCGUAUCCGAUGUCCUCUGUCUGUCGAAGACGCUCGGUUGCGGCUUGCCAUUAUCAUCCAUUAGCACGACUGCAGAGAUUGAACAUGGUGCUAACGCCGCUGGGUUCAUGUGGUUGACCACCCAUACCAAUGACCCCUUUCCCGCGGCAAAUGGCGACAGGGUUCUGGAAAUCGUGGAGCGCUAUGGGAUUUGCGAGCGCGCUGCAGAACAUAGCGAGCAGCUAUUUCAGGGUCUGCUUCGUCUCCAAAAGAAAUAUUGGUGUAUUGGCGAUGUGCGAGGGCGUGGACUGUUGCAAGUUGUCGAGAGUAUUUCAGAUGUUGAGACAAAGGCAUCCGGCUCUGCACUGGGACAGGCUGUUUCAGAGAGGGCCCUAAGCAAGGGACUAUCGUGCAAUAUUAUCACCUAUCCCGGAAUGGGCGAUGUCUUCCGUUUGGCAACCCCCAGUCACGGUGACCGCUACCGAAAUCGACGAGGGACUCGAAAUUCUUGA